ACUGCCUUAUGCAAUUUUAUCGCAACGGGCUUCCAUAUGUGGGGAACAUGCUGUCCACUACAUCGUCGGGGGGAUAGAACUAGGAAGCGGAACCUAACUCUUGACGCACGGAACGCCAUCUUCAUGUAGGGAACUGUAGCAUUAUGGAUGCCCGUGCCAUGUCCAGCGCAUCAAUCUCUAUCAGUCUGCCCACCAGUGCCUCUGUAGAAUCUCUGCCACCAAGGACAGCGCCAUAUAAAGCAGUAAUAAUACACAAGAUUGAUAUUGGCGUUGCUGCUAUCCGAAUUCAAAGAGCAUGGAGGUGUCACCGCAGCAGACAGAUCUUUACACUUCUAAAGCAUGCAGCCCGAGCUGCUGAAACCUGUGCAACAUAUGAAAUUCUCAAGAAAGUCUGUCCACUGGAAGCUGAAUUGCUAAAAGAUCCUGGGAUGCAGUGUAAAGUAAGAUUCAGAUUUGCUGGUUAUGAGUUUCCACCAUUUAUUGUAUUUAAGAUUUUCCACAGUUCAGGGGGACAUGGAAACCGAUAUAUCAAUGGGAAGAGAAUAAUUAUACCUUCAAGUGAGGCCGCAGCGGAUGCCUGCAAAUUGAUGGGAAAUCGUACUUAUUAUGAACAAAUGAUUUGCGAUCAACUUGAGCAUCAGAAAUACAGGAUAACAGAUGUUGUUGACGUGGCAACCUUUAAAGAUUACAUGCAAUAUACAAGUCACGUUGAUGAGACUCCAGCCCAUCGAGGAGGGCGAGAUAACUGCUGGAGAAGACUCUCUCUGAAAAAUAUGCCAAGGAUGACACUAAUGUAUGACAUAAUGGACUAUGCAGAGUCAGGAGCCCUGUCCAGUAGACUUAAAGAAGAAAUGAAGCUUCUCCUUCAGAUGCCUCACACUGAAGACAUACAGCACCGCCAGCAUAGUGUUGUCACACAAGUCAGAUCACCUGUACCACCUCCAUCAUCCGCCAUCUCUGCGUAUGUCUCAUCACUAUAUUCUGCGGCACCAAGAAACACAUCCCGGAGAUCACAAAAGGCUCGCCUUAAAGUUGCUAAAAUGAAGAGACUAUAUUGCCCAGGAAAAGAAGGACAGGAUCAGGAUACCAGAUAUCACAAGUGCCAAGUAUUUUCAGACCAACAAGAACAUUCAAACCAGGUGAUGUUUUCUGAUGAUGAAUGGGACGAAGAAGCAGAAAAACUUUAUGCCUGGAGUCAAAGCCUAUCUUUGGAAGAAUCUGGAAUGCCAUCUCCUGUUCACCUAUAAGAAAAGCCUAUGUGUAAAUGACAUUUGACUAUAUUGUACUGUGUACAAUCACUGAAUAAAUCAUAUCCUGUGCUAGGAUCCUUUUUUUAAAUUUUUUUUAUUUAAACAAUAUGUAGAUCUAAAAAAUGUUUAAUGGUGGUUACAUGUUGUUUAUAAUACAACAUGGGUGCCCCAAUAUAAUGGUAAGUUUACAUAGCAGCUAUUCUUUGAUUGCCCCAGUCAGGUGAAUAGGGCUUUGGCUCCGUAUGACUAUACCUUAAAACAGUGUUUCCCUAGCGUCCCUCAGCAGCACAAUAUGGGGUGUUUCACGCCCACUGUGCGCCCAUGGGACGUUAGAAAUUUUAAUAACAAAAGCAAUUAGGAGUCCCCUCCCCACUAGCCCAUAUAAUGGGCUUACCUUCCGCGUAAUGCAGAGUUUUUCUUUGUCCGCUGCAUGUACGGGCUCCCGUGUGACAGCUGUUGCUCGGGCAGCGGCCCUUUGCGCAGUCUCACAUGGGAUUAUGAACCAGAAGUGCACAGUGUGUCACUUCCAGUUUACGUUUUCUUCUUUUCUCGCGCUAAUUUCUUAAAGUUUGCAACUUUUUUACUUUUCUGCCUUAUUUUAGCCAGGCUUUGGAGAAUAAUUAAUCUUUUUCUGACAUUUCUAUUUUAUUUUCUUGCCUCGUCUCUGCGCUGGAUCAGAUGAUCCUGGAGGGGGCGGGGCUUAUCUCUGGCAGGAAAUCUCUGGAUAUUUAAACCCUGCCUUUUUCACCUGCUCUCCCUGUCAGGACAUUUGUUUCUCUGCAGGAUGGAGAGUUUGGGAGUCUGUGAAGUGAUCUCUAUCAUUUACUCACUUUCUUGCUGCUUUGUAGCAUGUAUUCCUCUGAUUUAGGUUUUGUUCUUUAGAGGCAUUUAAACUUUUUUUUUCUCUGCUUGCUAAUGGAAUUUUUUUUCUCCUUAUUUUUCAAUUGCCUAUGGAUCCAUCUGGCAAUACUGGUGGCGGUAAAGCAUUUCUCUUGUAGAAAAUGUGACACUCCAAUCCCUGAUGAUUACCCUUAUGCGGAGUGUAGCAUAUAUAGACCAAAUCCAAUGGACACAAAUGAACCCAGUCAGGGAUGUGGUUAUCUUGGUUCAGGAGUCUUAAGAAAUUGGAGGACAAGCUAUCCCUCUCCAAGUCCAAGCCUAAAAAAUCUAGAAGAGAUGUGACUGUCUUUAGGUGAAUACUUCACUGUGGUUGACAUUGCGUACCCUUCCACUGAUUCAGAGCCUGUUCCCUAUUGAUAGGAUUCAGAAGCUAAGUUAGUCCAGACCGAGGGUCUACUUGAGGGGAAGGAGGCCCCUUCUACUUCUAAGGGGCAUAGGAUCUUUUCUUUUGAUGAGACCAAGAAAUCCUUGAUGAAGAGUUCGAUUAAGAAUCCAGAGGAGGCUCCUUCUUGGCGAAAAGAUUUCAUACCUUGUACCCCUUUGCUGAGGAAGAGACCUCUUCUUGGGUAGAGCCACCGAAGGUUGACUUCACUGUCUCUAAGCUGGCAAAAAAGGACCAUACUGCCGAGGACGGUUCUAAUCUGAAGGAUCCUAUGGAUAGGCCUAUUGAGCUCACAUUAAAGAGAGCCUAUUCCACUGCUUCUGGCUCUAACUUAGUGGCUGCUGCCACUCAUGAAGUUAGUAGAGCUCCAAAAAGGUGGUUCUCAGGCUCAGGAGGAUAUCGAAGGUCAACUUAGCCAUGGACUUCCUUGUAGACUCUGCCCUACAAGUCAACCUAGCUUCUAAAAACAUGGCCCUCUCUACGGCCGCUCGUAGGGCUCUGUGGAUACGCCCUUGGGGAGCUUACCAUUCCUCAAAAUUUCAAUUAUGCCAUCUAGAUUUUUCCCCUGAAUAAUUAUCCGGGCCUCAGCUAGACAUCAUCAUGGAGGUUAUGUCUGAUCGCAAGGAGAAGUCCUUGCCCCUUCCUAAACCUGUACGCCGGAUCACUACUAGAGGAAACUCACCUCCUAGAUCCAGACGUGGGCGACAAUCUUAUAGAGGAAGAGGUUCCCGAAACCAGGAGAGGUGCUGGGUCAUCUAAGGAUAUAAACAAGAAGUCAGAUUAUUUUUUAUGUUUUGUGUCUUCCUCUAAUACAGGACCAUUUUGUCCUGUCAAUAGUAUCAGACAGGUACUUACCUCUUCUCCAUCAGUGCCCUGGAGAAAGGAUUAUUUUUUUUCUCCCCCGUUGUGUUCUCCAAGGAGAGAGAUCCUGGAGGAGUCCAUUCUGGAGUUUCUUGCCCUAAGGGCAGUAGAACCAGGUUUCCCCUUCCAAAGUAGGAAGGGGAGUGUACUCUCCCGUCUUUUUAGUUCCCAAACCAUCAGGCAAAUUCCGGUUAAUAGUAGAUCUCAGGUAUCUAAACCAGUUUAUUGUCAGUAAGAAAUUCAGAAUGGAGACUAUCCGCACACUCUGAAGGUGUAUGGGUUCAGGGAACCCUGUUGCACCUUCAGUUUUGGGUACUACCCUUUGGAAUCUCGACAGCCCCCUUCAUUUUCACGAAUAUGGUUUCCGUCAUGAUGGCGGUUCUUUGUAUAAAAGGGAAUAAGAAUAAUUCCUCAUCUUGACAAUUGGCUGCUAUUAGCAGAGUCAAGAGAGUUAUUGCAGAGUCACAUACAGAGAACUCUCAAUCUCUUAGACGAUCUAGGCUGGAUAGUAAACCAUGAAAAAUCUUGCCUCUGACCACCUACAAUAGGAUCCUGUCUUGGAUACAGGAUCAACACAAGUCAGAUGGUCCUCUGUCUGUCACAAGAAAGGAAGGAGCGACUAAAGACCGCUGUGAAGCAUAUACUCAGACUUCACCAGAUAUCAAUAAGAACCUUGAUGAAGAUACUGGGACUAAUGUCCUCUUCCAUAGAAGCAGUCCCUUGGGUGCUUUGGCAUCUGAGACCUUUAUAAUCCGAAGUCCUCAGUCAAUGGAACAGGUCACUCUCCAGCCUAGACAAGAAGAUGACUCUGACCUCGUCAGUUCGAGGCUCCCUAACCUGGUGGACACGCCUACAGGACGGCAAGGACUUUGAGAAGCCGAAUUGGAUCAUAAUUACCACAGACACCUCAGGUACCCGGUGGGGAGCCCAUGUGCUUCACAAAAAAGUUCAAGGAACUUGGAAGCAGGCAGAAAGGAUAAUUUCAUAAAGUGCCAGAGAACUGAGAGCCAUUUACUUGGCCCUACUAAACUUUGCCCCCUUCCCCAAGGACAAACCAGUAAAGAUCAGGACUGACAACAUAGUGUCGGUAUAUUACAUCAACAAGCAAGGGGGCACCAGAUCAAAAAUCCUUCUCAAGGAAGUAGGCAAGAUCAUGUCUUAGGCAGAGAACUGGGUAUCACGGAUAUCUGCAGUUCACAUCAGGGACACACACACACACACAAUAUGCUCGCAGAUUGCCUAUCCAGGGACAGGACGCUACCAGGGGAAUGGUCACUGAACCUUUUAAUUUUUCUUCAACUAACCGAGAUGUGGGGGAUGCCAGAGAUGGAUUUAAUGGCCACAAAGAACAAUGCAAAGCUCACAAAAAGUUUUGCUCCCUGUAUCCUACGGACAAUUCGCUGGUAGUGGACGCCAUGACCAUUCCUUGGACUUUCGACCUAGUUUACGUCUUUCCCACUGUGCCCAUGAUUCCCAAGGUGUUGAAGAUCAGAAGGGAUCAGGUCUCAGUUAUUGCAAUAAUGCCUUUCUGGCCCAAAAGAUCCUGGUUUGCCCUACUCCUGUCCAUGAGUCGAGGGAUAUAUUGGAGGCUUCCUCUCAGGCGGGAUCUGGUGACACAGGGAACACUGUUCUGUCACAGCCUCAGAUCGUACAAUCUAACAGCCUGGAGGUUGACCGCUCCCUACUAAGGGACAGAGGUUAUUCUGGAAGAGUAUUGGACACUCAAGGAGUGAAGCUACCAACAGGUCUUAUGCAAGAAUUGGAACAAUUUUUCAGACCUGGUCUUUAUCCAAAGAUAUUAAUCCUUCCAAUCUUGAGAUCUUAGAUUUCCUUCAGGAUCGAUUUGAUAAAGGUCUGUCACCCAGUAUGCUAAAGGUUCAAGUUUCAGCUCUCUCAGCGGUUCUUCACAGAAGACUUCUGUUAAUACCAGAAUUGAAAUCUUUUAUUAAGGCUGUGUCUCGCCUCAGACCCAGAAUCAUUAGACCGGUUGCGCCAUGGGAUUUACCUUUAGUCUUAAAGAAGUUGUCUCUUCAUCCUUUUGAACCCAUUCAAGAGAUAGAUCUAAAGCUUCUUUCUUUUAAGAUGGCCUUUUUAUUAGUUAUUACUUUGGCUAAAAGAGUAGGUGAGUUGCAGGCUCUCUUCUAAGGAGCCUUACACAAUUUUUCUCGAGGACAAGGUCCUAUUGAGAUUUCUCCUUACUUUCCUAUCAAAGUGUGCAUCCUUCCAGAACACCAAUCAGGUUAUUGCCCUACCUACUCUUCCAGAAAGUGAGGACCAACUUCUAAAGAAUUUAGAUGUUGUCUGUUGUCUCAAGGUUUACCUUGAACGAACUUUUCCAUUUAGCAAAGAAGGCCUCUAAACCCACUAUAUCCAGGUGGAUAUCUGGCUGCAUUCACUUUUGUUAUACUUUAGAGGGUCUUGACCCUCUUUUUUGUAAGGCUCAUUCUACCAGGUCGGUAGGUCCGUCCUGGGCAGAAAGAUGCUCUGUUCCAAUUGAACAGAUAUGCUUAGCUGCUACCUGGUCUAGUCAGUCAACUUUUUUUUCGUUUUUAUAGAAUACAGUCUAGACUCUCUCUACAGCCGAGUUUUGUUAACUCUGUUAUCAAUACUGUCAAGCAUUGAGACCCUCCCUAUGGGGUACUCUCCUUGCUAAAUCCCCAUAGUGUGCUGCUGAGGGACUCUAGGGAAGAUAUGAUUUGAUUGAUAAUGUUUUUUCUUAGUCUCCUCAGCAGCACGACUCCCUCCCUAUACUGUAAUCUUAUUUUUUUCUACUUUAUAACUACUCUGCAUUAUGCGGAAGGUAAGCCCAUUAUAUGGGCUAGUGGGGAGGGGACUCCUAAUUGCUUUUGUUAUUAAAAUUCCUAAUGCCCCUUGGGCGCACAGGCGCGUGAAACACCCCAUAUUGUGCUGCUGAGGAGACUAAGGGAAAACAGAUUAUCAAUCAAAUCAUAUCUUCCUAACUAGUGUGCCACAAGUUGUUGCAAAACUACAACUCCUAGCAUGCCCCGUCCAAUGCUUGUUUCCUUGCCAAAACAAUUCUCUUUUUGUUACUCAGAAAUGGUUUCUUUUGGCAGCAAUUUAACCAUAAAGGGCUGAUUCUCCCCAUGUCCUGAGUUGAUACUGAGAUGUGUCUGGUACUUGAUAACUGUAAGCAUUUAUGUGCACCCUAAUACACUUGAGUAUACUUUCAAAGUACUUGCAAACUUACAUGUCUUAAGAUAAAUCACAGUCCAUCUUUACUUUAUUUAGUUGAGUGGUUCUUGCCCUAAUGUAAAUUUAGAAUAGUUUUUGUAUAGGGCUAUACACUGUAUGGGACUGUGUACCAAUCCUACUGUUACCAAACAUAACUGAUGCCUUAAACACAUUGGGACAACACGUUGACCAGUUGACCAUAACAACCAAUCAGAUCGCUUCUUUCAUUUUUCAGAGGCCUUUUCAAAAAUGAAAGAAGCAAUCUGAUUGGUUGCUAAAGGCAACUGGUCAACUUUUCCUAUGCACAAGUUUUGAUAAAUCUCCGCCAUUAUGAUUUCAAGGUAUUUCACAAAUGAACUCUUGACAAGGCAUAGCAUAACUAAAAAACAUUCCUGGUGACUACCAGGUGCACAAAAUGGCCAUCAAAGCAAAAGGCUACGUUUAUUCUAAAAUAUGUAACAUUCUGGUUUAACACUUUUGUGUUGACUACUUAAUUCUAUCUCUGAUUGGCUUCAGUAUGAAUUUACAAUGCAGACAAAAAAAAUAAAAAUAAAACAGGAAUAAAAAGAUGUGUCUUUUGACUAGUAUAUUUUACAGAUACAUGGAAAUAAGUUGAUUUGAUAAAUCAACUUUGAUAAAUUAAUACUGUAAAUAAAGAGAACAAUGUAU
Hyla sarda is the source of this 7254-nucleotide messenger RNA. RefSeq names its product chromosome 2 CXorf58 homolog (gene C2HXorf58). The record is from RefSeq and is a predicted model, not a curated record. Gene Ontology annotation, molecular function: protein binding. The coding region runs from base 144 to 1247 and encodes 367 amino acids. The transcript has 9 exons. Lineage: Eukaryota; Metazoa; Chordata; Amphibia; Anura; Hylidae.